Clonostachys byssicola is the source of this 684-nucleotide messenger RNA. Lineage: Eukaryota; Fungi; Ascomycota; Sordariomycetes; Hypocreales; Bionectriaceae. The record is from the annotation of a GenBank genome assembly.
CCGGGAGUGGAGCGCACUCUGGGAGAGCUUCAUUCAAUCCAAAAAAGGUACCCUUCCACCCCGGAACUGCUAGCGGACCUCAUAUACCUCAGGGACUACGAGCUUACUCCAACGGGAAGGCUCGUCAAAGACGUGCUAAUACUUGAGAAUGCCACGGCGCCCUGUGGUCCAAGAUACCGUCACCGUAUACAAGGCGCCGAGACCGCUUGGGAGCCGCGAGUGUCGCAAGGAAACUUGCUGCUCAAAGACAAAGGCGGCGGAGGGGCUGAUGGCUCGUUUCUCUUCGCCGGCGAGAUCGCGCGCAGCGAGAACCGGGGGCUCGAAGAAAUCAACAAUAAAGUCUGGGAAUACUACCACAUGUUUCACAAAUACGGAGCUGGCAUGGCAGUUCUCAUCCAGGUGGGAGCCAACGUGGCUGCUGUGGUUUGCCCCCAAGGUUCGCGGAUUCGUACAUUUGUUGGUCGCAACGAUAGCCAUACUCCAUCUCCAGAGGAUAAGACUAUUGACCGGGGCGACCUGAUUACCCUUCUCGGAGUGCAUACAUUGGGUCAACAACGAUUCGAGGACAAUGCUAGGGCAGGUGAUCCUCACUCGACAACACCGGGCGUGUGGAGCACAAACUUCUACAGAGAGACUGUGAAGACUGAUUCGGCACAGAGAGAGGAUAUUCAAGUUUCACAGUAA